AUGGAAAAAAUAAACGACAAACAAAUUUUAGAAAAAAUAAGUACCAUAACAGGUGGUUUGACUAAUACUUCAGUUAUAAAGAAAAAAAGUAAAAAAAAGAAAAAGAAAAGAAAAAAUGCAAAACUUGAUGAAAAAAAGAAAAGUAUAACAAAAAAUAGAAAACGAAAAAUAGUAGACUUAUUUGAAGAUUAUAAAUUACAACAAAAAAAAGAAACUUGUAAGUUUUUUUUUAAAAAAGGAAAAUGUAUUCAUAAUGAAAACUGUUCUUAUUCUCAUGAUGUUAUACCAAUUUAUAAAAUUUCUAAAUUAUGUAAAUUUUUAGUAAAAGGAACUUGUGAUAAAAAAAAUUGCAUAUUUUCUCAUGAUUAUCAACUUUUCUAUUGUCGUAAUAACGUAAUUUUCAAUUCAUGUAAUAAUCCUUUUUGUAAAUUUAAACAUAUUAAAAUAGGUAACACAAUUAAUAAUGCAGAUGAAUAUAACUUAGAAGUAGAUAAUGUUUUAAGUAAAGAUGAUAAAAUAAGAUUUUUGUAUAAUAAUAAAAAUUAUUUAAUGGAAUUAUUAAUUCACAAAUAUCACAAUUUUGAUAAUUAUGAAGAAAUAAAUGUAGAUGAAUUAAUUAAAAAAGAUAAUUAUCCCUGGUUUAUUAAUGGGAUAAUUGAUUUAAUUAAACUAGACUUUAAAUAUAAUAAAGCUGAUGUUUUUUUUAAAUUAGUAAAAAAUUAUAUGAAUAAAACAAAUAAUCUAAAAUGUUAUAUAGAUAAAGAUAAUUUGAAAAUAUUACAAAAUGAUAAAAACCACAAUGAAUUAUCUAAGAAAAAUACCAUACUAGAAAACAUUAAUUCAGAAAAUAAUAAUGAAUCAAAGGAGGAAUUAAAUACAUUUGAAAAAAAUAAUAAAGAUAAUAAAACAAAUACUAAUGAUACUAAUAACACUACAGAAAAUUUUAAUGAUUAUAAAUUUUAUUCAAGUGAAGAAGAAGAUUAUACUCAAUACUUAAAUAAAUAUUUUGAAAUAGAUACUUAA
Messenger RNA from Plasmodium gallinaceum, 1023 nucleotides. Its product is annotated as zinc finger protein, putative. NCBI's taxonomy places the organism in Eukaryota, Apicomplexa, Aconoidasida, Haemosporida, Plasmodiidae. Gene Ontology annotation, molecular function: metal ion binding; RNA binding. The record is from RefSeq and is a predicted model, not a curated record. The transcript has 2 exons. Bases 1 to 1023 code for a protein of 340 amino acids. Gene Ontology annotation, cellular component: nucleus. Gene Ontology annotation, biological process: negative regulation of DNA-templated transcription.